AAAUAGCUCCUACCGGUUUCCGUUAUAGUGGGCAGUGAUGAAGCCACUUUUUGGCAGGGUUUAACCAAGAAAGAAAAAAGAGGAACAUGAUUUAAAAAAACAUACUGACAAAAAGAAUCCCGCGAGAAUCCAAACUAGGUUUACCAUGGCUAUAAGGGAACUGAAAGUGUGUCUACUUGGGGACACAGGGGUUGGAAAAUCAAGUAUUGUUUGCCGUUUUGUCCAGGAUCAUUUUGAUCAUAACAUCUGUCCCACAAUAGGCGCAUCCUUUUUGACUAAGACAGUCCCCUGUGGCAAUGAGCUUCACAAGUUUCUAAUUUGGGACACAGCUGGGCAAGAAAGGUUUCAUUCUUUGGCGCCUAUGUACUACAGAGGAUCAGCAGCGGCUGUUAUAGUAUAUGACAUCACUAAACUGGACUCAUUUAUAACAUUAAAGAAAUGGGUAAAAGAGUUAAAGGAGCAUGGCCCAGAAGACAUUGUAGUUGCCAUUGCAGGAAACAAGAGUGAUCUUGGUGACAUCAGAGAGGUUCCUGUAAAAGAAGCUAAAGAAUACGCUGAAUCAAUAGCAGCUAUUUUUGUAGAAACCAGCGCUAGGAAUGCUGUUAAUGUUGAGGAACUCUUUAAAAAAAUCAGCCAGCUGAUCCCACCACUGGAUCCUCAAGAACUAGAAAAUAAUGAAACUUUUAAACUGACAAGACAGCUAGCACCACCUAGCAAACGCUGCUGCUAACAGGAGAAAAACACAUUGGCGCAAUCCAGGAGUCUGACAUAAUUUCAAUCAAACAUACAUCUGAAACAAUCUUUCAGAAACAAUAAUUUGUUUGUCAUAUUCCGGUUUUACGUCACUGUCUGAGAUGAGGUAUCUCUGUCCCUUGAUGUCAAGGUUGUAAUGCUACAGACAGUUGUCAAUUUGAAGCUGACUUUCGUUGCCCCCUAACCAGUGAAUGUUGUGCAAUUUAAGCAGAAAUGUAAUCAGAAUAGCAUGCUAUAGUGCCGUAUGUUUUCAUUACUGUAGAUUAGAAUGUAAAUUUUGCCUGCCUGCACCUACUUAAUCUUUUUCUUUAUCAUUACUUCUAAUUGUUUAUGUACAAUUUUGCCAAUCAGCAUACUUUUUUUUUUACAGCAAAACUAAAGUGUCCUUCAUCGAUGAAGUCAGAAAUAAAUUAAAAGGGGGGUUUUUGGACAAUGGAAGAAUCUGCAGCUGUCAAAUUCUGAUGGUAAUAGCUUUUAAAAUGUAAUUCUAAUUCAAAUAAAAAAAAGGAUUCCAUGUCCAGAAAUGAAGUAAUAGACCAGGAACUUAAGCAGAAGUUUUUUACAAAUGAAAACAAAAAAAUACUUCCCUCACAGAAUAAAGAGACUCUUCUCAGGCUCAUUCCCGUGUAUGUAGACUUAAUUAUGUGAGAUUAAGCUGUGAAAAUGCACCUGUAAUGUAAAUGUAUAAUGUUUGGUGCGAUGCAGUGAAAUAAGAGUGAGCUGGGAGUGGUUCUUUCAUUGCAGGCUGGAUCUACAUAAGAGUCACUAACAAUACCUGCCAAUGUGUUUUGUUUGAAUAGUUAUAGAGAAGUCGGUUCAUUUUCUGAGUUGAAUUUAAACUUCCUGAUUCAAAAUUCCUGACUCAUCUAUGACAUGAAUCAGUACUAAAGUCGUCUUAUCUGUAGAACUGCAAUUAAUGUAGAAAAAGACAUUUUAACAGUGCAUGAUUA
Molecule: messenger RNA, 1703 nt
Organism: Polyodon spathula (Mississippi paddlefish)
Lineage: Eukaryota; Metazoa; Chordata; Actinopteri; Acipenseriformes; Polyodontidae
Product: ras-related protein Rab-31-like
Exons: 7
Coding region: 146-730 (194 amino acids)
Molecular function (GO): GTP binding; GTPase activity
Source: RefSeq, a predicted model, not a curated record